This is a messenger RNA of Patiria miniata (bat star), 852 nucleotides long. RefSeq names its product trace amine-associated receptor 7e-like. Bases 343 to 801 code for a protein of 152 amino acids. Lineage: Eukaryota; Metazoa; Echinodermata; Asteroidea; Valvatida; Asterinidae. Gene Ontology annotation, biological process: G protein-coupled receptor signaling pathway. Gene Ontology annotation, cellular component: membrane. The record is from RefSeq and is a predicted model, not a curated record. Gene Ontology annotation, molecular function: G protein-coupled receptor activity. The transcript has a single exon.
GCCGGCCAGAGCGCCGGUUCUUCACCCACAAGCGCGGCAAGAUAGCAGCUUGGGCAGCAUUCGUACUCUCACUGGUCAUCAACAUUCCUGGCUUCAGAAACCCCGUCGUUGCUCCUGUUGAUUUUGGCAUUCCAGGUCAUUUGCUUCGUCGUGGCGCUCGUGACGAUCGCCCUGUGUUACGGCAAAGUCUACACGACUAUCAAAAAACACACCAAAGUCGGCUUCAAAAGUACCACUCGAGAUUGCAGCGUCUCUCGAUUAGCCGACAAAUCGUCGAUAAGGCUGCCGGAUUCCGAAUCCCCAAAUGUCGAACCGAACAUUCCUGCUGUCGCUUCCGUGUCAAUGUUAAUCAGUAAACCAUGCUCGAGCACGGUAGCUGAUGCUAGCAGAAUGACACAAAGCAAGGGAGCACCGAGCCGCGAAAUUGACCAUUCAAUCCCCGACGAAAGCGGGAAACGACUGGACAGUCACACAGUUGUGAUCGGGACCAAUGAAACUCGACAACACCAAGGUAAUGGCGGACGCAUACCACCCAAGGCAGAUGCAGCAGUUUUACAGCGUAAGACAACCAGUAUUCUCUUCAUCACCAGCGUUGUGUUUCUCCUGACCUGGCUACCCUACUGGAUCCGUGUUGCCGGUACAUUUGCUUCAUACUCUGACCCAGUGUUCCAUAUGAUCUUCAGGCAUCUCUUCGUAACGCUUUACGUCAACAACGCCGUGAACCCAUUGAUCUACGGACUUGCCAACAGACGGUUCAGGAAAGACUGCAAGGCAUUUCUCAAUAAGAGUAAGCUUUGUUAGAAUGACACUAUAGUUAACGCGGUUCGUUGUCUUUACGCACUUGAUCUCUUG